Messenger RNA from Oncorhynchus keta (chum salmon), 6958 nucleotides. RefSeq names its product RIMS-binding protein 2-like. The coding region runs from base 1041 to 4799 and encodes 1252 amino acids. The record is from RefSeq and is a predicted model, not a curated record. Gene Ontology annotation, molecular function: protein binding. Gene Ontology annotation, biological process: neuromuscular synaptic transmission. Lineage: Eukaryota; Metazoa; Chordata; Actinopteri; Salmoniformes; Salmonidae. The transcript has 24 exons.
AAGAGGAUGGAAGAAGGAGCAGAGUUAAAUGAUCCAGAGCAGGAAUACAUCGACCCAGUAUACUCAGAUCAUGCCUUUCUCUAUUCUAAAAAAUAGAGAGGAGAGUGAGAGAGAUGGAGAGAGCGAGACAUGGGUGUGAAGGCUGCUCAGGGAGGAGAUGCCUGAAGAGGAAACGUUCAUCCAUGAUGCAAUCAUUUACACAUCAAUGAGCUGAGAUUUACACAGGCAAAUGAUAUGAAUGCUGACAACCUUCAGUGGGUUUGUGUGUGAAUUUUUGUGAGUGGAAUAAAGAGGAGGGAUGCGGACUGCACGGAGCAUGCGCGUGCAUCUGUGAGACAGGGAAGGAAGAGAGAGAGAAAGGCUGAGAAGUAGGGGAGGGAGUUUGUCGUGAUAGAGAACCUGCGAGUGCUACUAAGGAGGAGAGAGCGCGAGAGAGAGCGGGAACACAAGCGAGUAACUGAGAGAUGGUGUGUGUGUGUGAGAGAGCCUUAGUUCGUCUGACUCUCGGAGCUGUAGACUGGACCAACCAUUUAGCCUUUGGAACGCUCACGGCGCACACACACGUAGGAACACGCCACUGCCGCGUCACCCUUGCCGGCCGGUGAUGAGAGGGAGGAUACAGUCGUUUUGAGACAAAGGGGGAACUGCCUUUGAGAAGACUCAGCCUUCGGAUGUGUUGCAGGAGAAAAAUCGCCUGAUCAUUGAGUUGUCCAGCAACAGCCUGAAGGCAUCCAAAUAUGACCAGGUGGACAUCUCAAGGAUGAACAAUGGAAACAUAAUGCAUCUGAGCUCAAUUUCAAGUCUCAUAGCAAAGGGUCUGAAUACCUACUACAAUAAAGCUGUAAUUUAACAAGAUGUGGAAAAGUCAAGGUGUCUGAAUACUCUCUGAAGGCACUGUAAAUGAAAAAGGACAGGUAAGGUCAGACUAUGAGCAGCUCGGACACACCUACAGUGCUGUGAGUUAGGAGAGAGACUUAGCCCAACAGGAGAGGAAACGGCUCCAAGGCAAACUGGAGAACCUCGAGCAGGUCCUCAAGCAUAUGCGAGAGGCUGCUGAGAGGAGGCAGCAGUUGGAUGAAGAGCAUGAGCAGGCCCUGGCUGCCCUCACCUCCAAGCAGCAGAAGAUCCACCUUCUGCAUAAGGCUCAGGUUGAAGCUGAGAGAGAGCAUGAGGGAGCGGUCCACCUGUUAGAGGACAAGGUUCGCGACCUGGAGCAGAAAUGCAGGUCACAGACUAAACAGUUUGGCCAUUUGUCCAAGAGCCUGGAAGAUUUCCGUCUGGAGGUGGAUACUGUGGACAUCUUCAGCACUGAUUCUUUCUCCAAACAAAAAACUCCCCUUUCCCUGGAAAAUAAACUCUCCCAAAUCCUCAACGUGAAGGCAGGGAAAGGCAAUGAGAGCUCGGCAAACACUCCGCUGAUAUCGAAGUUCCUCCGCCCGCUACAGAUCAGAGACAGGCCAGAGCUGCUAUCUGUCAAUCCCACCACCGUGACAACGAGCUGCCCCAGCAGCCCACAACGGGCGACCCCCUCAGAGAUGGAGGAUGAGGUCAGCCCUGCGCCCCGGUCCAAGCCUCGCUACACUGGCACGGUCCGUCUCUGCACCGCCCGCUACAGUUACAACCCUUACGAUGGGCCAAACGAGCACCCAGAGGCAGAGCUCCCCCUGGUGGCUGGGAAGUACCUGUACGUGUACGGCACCAUGGACGACGACGGUUUCUACCAUGGUGAGCUGCUGGACGGCCAGAGAGGGCUGGUCCCGUCCAACUUUGUGGAGUUUGUCCAAGACAAGGAGAAACCAUCCAUCCAACUAGGGGACGGAGAGGAGGACCUGGGCUCUCUGGACCAUAUCACCCUUGGCCUGAUGGGGGUGGAUGGAGGGGCCCCUCGGGAUGGGCUACUGGGUUCCAGCAACCCCCUGGGCCCCUGCAGCAACGGCACAGGGCCCCUGGACCCUGAGGAUCUGGUCGAUGACAUUGUGCCUUACCCCCGGAGGAUCACCCUGAUCAAGCAGUUGGCCCGUAGCGUCAUUGUGGCCUGGGAGCCCCCCAUGGUGCCCCUGGGAUGGGGAAAAAUCAGCUGCUACAACGUGCUGGUGGAUGGUGAGGUGCGUGCCAGCGUGCCCUACGGCGACAGGACCAAGUCGUUGUUGGAGAAGCUGGAUCUGGACACGUAUACGCACCGCGUGUCCGUGCAGAGUGUGACAGACAGGGGCCUGUCGGACGAGCUGCGCUGCACCCUGAUGGUGGGAGCCAACGUGGUGGUGGCGCCAUAUGGACUGCGGGUGGACGACAUCCUGCGUGAAUCAGCCGAGCUCUCAUGGUUGCCCAGCAACAGUAACUAUGGGCACACAGUGUUCCUGGAUGGGGCGGAGCAUGCAGUGGUGAAGCCGGGAAGGUACAGGCUGCGAUUUGUUAACCUCAAGGCCAUGACGGUAUACAAGGUGAGGGUGGUGGCCCGGCCACACCAGGUACCAUGGCAACUGCUCAUGGAACAGAGGGAGAAGAAGGAGGCUGCUGUGGAGUUCUGUACACAAGCUGCUGGUCCAGGACCAUAUUCCAGAUCAGGCCCCCCAUUACCACCUCAGGAGGUGCAGGUGCAGUGUGGCCAGGCACCAGGGGUCCUGCAGGUGCGCUGGAAGCCCCCUGUCCUCUCACCCACCGGAACCUCCAAUGGAGCCAGCGUCAUCGGAUACGCAGUCUGCACUAAAGGACAAAAGAUAGCGGAGGUGUUGUACCCUCUGGCUGACUAUGUGACAGUGGAGCUGAACAGGAUCCAGUGUCUGGAGGCCAGGGAGGUCAUCGUCAGGACGUUAUCAGCACAGGGAGAGUCCCAGGACUCCCACGUUGCCCCCAUUCCAAACAACCUACUGUUGCCGCCUCCUCACCCUGCCCCUGUGCCCCCUCAGCAACCACACGCAGGGCCCCCUCCACCUCACUCCCAUGCCCCCCCACCCCACCUCCAGUCACCUCACCUCCCCCACCCACAACUACCCCCGCCUCACCUCCAGCCUCCCUCACCCCUGCCUCACAGACAACCCUUCCCUAACCACAGUCCUCAAACCCAGCCACACCUCCAACCCCUGCCCCCUCAUCUUGUUCCCCAGCCUCACCGACAGCCUCAACCCGCUCACCCUGGUGGUCCUCCACAGCCCUUGCACCUCCAGCCUCAUCCUCCCCAUACAAUUCCCCAGCACCGCCUACCCCUGCUGCCCCACCCACCCCCCCAGCUCCACCAGAGACCAGUAAGUGCCAGAGACCUGGAAGCCAAAGAGCAGGUGGUACAGCAUGGGGGCGUCCCAAGCCAGCCCUGGGACCCUACCCGCUCCCCCUCCGCCCAGCCUCCUCCUGCCCCCAUGUACGGGCACACCCUGGAGGCGCCCCUUUCUGCGAACCACCGCUCGCCCUCCCCCCAGAGAAUCCUGCCACAGCCCAGGGGCACCCCCAUCCCAGACCAAAUGGCCAAAGCCAUCGCCCGCGAGGCAGCACAGAGGGUGGCUGCAGAGAGUGGCAGAAUGGAGAGGAGAGUCGUCUACAAUGAGCAGGGCCAGGCCUUCCACCAACAGAACUCAGAUGAGGAAGAGGAGGAUGAGGAAGGGUAUGGUCACGGCCUCAGGAGACAGGGGGCCUCAGUAGAUGAAUUCCUCAGAGGGUCCGAGCUGGGCAGGCCGGUAAAGACAGAAUGUAAUAGGGCCCACUACAGCCACAGUGAGGAGUACCACAGUGAGAGCAGCCGGGGCUCUGACCUUUCUGACAUCAUGGAAGAGGAUGAGGAGGAGCUCUACUCUGAAAUGCAGCUGGAGGAGGGACGACGACGCAACUCCCACAAUGCACUCAAGAUUGGGAACAACUCCUCUGGGGGUCGGCUGGAUCGGGAGACGGGGAGAAGAAUACCACGGGACGGUCCGCAGCCCCAAAGACACCCUCUUAUGGUGCCCUCCAUUGAGGGAUACAGGGACAGGGAACGCCGCUCCCCUCCUAACUACGAUGAGUCAGAACCUGAAGAAACAUUCCGGAUCUUUGUGGCUCUGUUUGACUACGACCCCCUGUCCAUGUCUCCCAACCCGGACGCAGCAGAUGAGGAACUGCCCUUUAAAGAGGGCCAGAUCAUCAGGGUAUAUGGUGAUAAGGACACUGAUGGUUUCUACCGAGGGGAGAUCAGGGGAGGCAGGAUGGGGCUCCUGCCCUGCAACAUGGUGUCAGAGAUCAGGGCUGAAGAUGAGGAGACCAUGGACCAGCUCAUCAAGCAGGGCUUCCUCCCACUCAACACACCAGUGGAUAAAAUUGGAAUAGGGCAGGACAGACGAGGCCUCUGUCAGCAUCAGGCCACCAGGAGGAUGGUGGCCCUCUAUGAUUAUGACCCCAGAGAUAGCUCCCCCAACGUGGACGUGGAGGCUGAGUUGACUUUCUGUGCUGGUGACAUCCUCGCUGUAUUUGGAGAGAUUGACGAAGACGGGUUCUACUAUGGUGAAAUCAAUGGCCACCGUGGCCUCGUCCCCUCCAACUUUCUGGAAGAAGUGCCUGACGACGUGGAGGUGUACCUGACGGACACUCCAUCCCGCUAUGCCCAGGAUGAGCCCGCCAACCGGGCCGAGGCCAAAAGGGUAACCACGGAUACCACAGAGAACACGGCCCCGCCUGUCCGAGCGGCAUCCCCCAUGGUGCGUCCCGUGUGUCCCCCAGGCACCAUGCGGCCCAUCAGCCCCACCAGGGUCCCCAGGGACCUCCGAGACAACAAAAAGAAAAAGGGACUGCUCUCCAAGGGGAAGAAACUGCUCAAGAAGCUCUCUCCGGUUAAAUAAACUUUCCCCAGCUGAGCCCAGUACUGUACAUCACAUACAGUACAUGCAAUCAAAUCAGCUGAUCGUACGCACACAACUACAAUUGCAACAUGUGUGUAUGUAUUACAGGACAAUAUAUGUGAGCCUAAUCUAAUAUAUUCAGUGAUACAUGUUCUAAUGAUUAAUACACAUACUUACAUGUACUUCGUGCCAAAUUCAAUGAGACCUUUGCUCACACAUACUGUAUAACUGUGAUGUAUUUGAGGUAGAGGGGAAAAAGGAGAACAAACUAGGAUUUUCAUGACAUGGAUUUUCAUUUCCACUGUUUUCUUUAAUCAAAUGGAGAUCAGGACGAUGCUGCUAAACCAUUUGUGUGCAUUUGUUUCAAGCAGGGUAACAACAGAGUAGCCUAUUUUUUUGUUUAUUACAAAUCUAACAUUUCUAGAUGGUUUCCAUAGCAAUUGUGCAAUUAUAAGGUCUCUAACAGACAUGACGUGGCAAAAAACAUCAAUGUUGUGGCAGUGAGAUGUUGAUACCAGGAGAGACCAUACUCCUGGAACACUGGAGCAACAAGUCAACUAUUGAUGGCAUUCUGUCAGUAAUGCUGGCUGCUAAUACAGAGGCUUUAUUCAGUGCAAUAUAUCACAGACAGGAUGGUGACAAAGGGUUGAAUCACUCACAGAACCUAGAAGUCUAUAGGGUAGUUGGACACAGGGCAUUACAGACAGGAGAAGGAGCUGCAAUGGAUAAUACAUUUGAACCAUCUCAGUGGCCUUUAUGAAAGCAAUUCUAGCAUGACUUUCCUCAUUUUCUAUGGUUGAACAAGGUUGUUUUUAGACUUACAAGUCUUUGCCAAGAACCCCUAGUGCAUCUCUGCAGCUUUGUUUGAUAGAAAUCUAAAAUGUAUGUUUGUUCGUUUCAUUGCUGUCCAACUGUCAUGAAACGCCUAGUUAAAGACAACCUUCUGUGUUUGCCUUCCAAUUGCACAAAGGUGUGUUUUGUCUGAUGAAUGGAAAAUAAGUAGUUCUCUGUGUGUAUGGAUGUGUUGAGGGUGUGUGAGUUUGUGUGCUCAGUGUGCAUUCAUGUCUGUGCAUCCUUUAUUUAAAAAGAGGAUAAGUAGUUGAGUCAUGUGAUCUUAGUGGUGUGCUGCUAACUACAUUGCCGGUGUAAUAUUCAGUUCUGUUGUCUGUCAAAGAGGGCCAUUUUCCCCGCUCAGCCAUUUCAGUAAAGAUGUCUAGGUGUGCUCAAGAUUCUGCACCGUUUACUUGUUUACACUCUUCUAGAACUCGUGAGAACCUAUUUCUGAAGUCAAGGGAAAGGGAGGGAUGACCUACAUACUGUACCUACAACCUCUAAACCAGUAGUCAUGUGGCUUAUGGGAUAACUGAGUGCUAGGAUGCAUCCAGCUGAUCCAUUGACUGGAGAGGCUGUCAUAGCCUUUAGACAAACAUUGUCCUGUAUUUUGACACCUUUCAGGACCAUAUAUUAACCCAUUUUCAUAAACCAUGAUCCUAUUCUGUAAUAGUUUAACAUUACUUCCGUUGCUGUACAGCCACAGUUUGAUGGACAUGAUCAUAAUGGACAACAUGUCAAUCCAUGACUCAAAAUGACAGUGUUUUAUUCUGACAGGGUCCUCUAAAUUCCCAUCAGCUAAGAUAUCUGAGUCAAGCAUAAUACCCUGCUGUAUAAUGAUUACAGGGUUCUUUUAUGUUUAUUUUUAAAAAAGAGAGAAAAUCAAAUGAUGGAUUGUCAAAAAGGAAUGUACGAAAUGUUCAGCGGGCAAUAUAGUACACAUUUUAUUAUUUGUCCAACGUUAUGCAUUAUGUUAUGCAUCCAUUUGUCAAAAGGUGUUAGUCAUAAUACCAAAUCAUUUAUUUGUAAAUGGGUGUAGUGUCUAUACUGUUGCUCUUUUGUACUUUUCUCCAUUUAUAGAUAAUUUCUAAAUGUUUAUACUUGAUUUUCAGACUGCCUUUUUUAGUGCAUUGAGAUGUAUUCUUACUGUAAACAGUGCAAGCAUUCUCCAUGGUGUCCUCCAGAUAAGAUGUUUAAGUCUGCGGUUAUGUGCUUGCUCCGUGAAUCAAAGAUACAAACAAAAAAUAGAAAUCAUUAUUUAUGGUGUGUGUGUGCAUGUGCAAAAAAAAUACAUUUUUUAUAAAAAAUAAAUUUGAUAUUUUGUAGAA